AUGGCAAUGUAUAAGCUGGGUGUGGAGGUUGUAAGUGCUCAUGACUUGAUGCCCAAGGAUGGGCAUGGUUCUGCAAGCGCUUGUGUCGAGCUCACCUUUGAUGGGCAGUGCUUUCGAACUGCUGUCAAGGAGAAGGACCUGAACCCGGUCUGGAAUGAGCGCUUCUACUUCAACAUAUCAGAUCCUUCUAAUCUUCCUGAGCUUGCCCUUGAAGCAUAUGUCUACAAUGUCAACAAAACUCUUGAAAGUUCCAGAUCCUUCCUUGGGAAGGUCAGGAUUGCUGGCACCUCAUUUGUGCCCUUCCCUGACGCGGUGGUCAUGCAUUAUCCAUUAGAGAAGCGUGGGAUGUUCUCUCGCGUCAAAGGAGAACUGGGUAUGAAAGUAUACAUCACCAAUGACCCCGCCAUCAAGGCUUCAAACCCUCUUCCUGCAAUGGAUCCUGUUUCCAAUAAUCCUCCUCCAGCACCAAGUCCAGCAGAGCAGAUUGCAGCUGAUAUAACUGGUACUAAUCUGCACACAUCUCAGGAGCAUAGGUCUGAGGCAAAGACCUUACACACCAUUGCUAAGGAGGUACAUCAUCAUCAUAACCAUGGCCAUCUUCCAGCUAGUUUUGGUGAGCAGCCUUCCAAGUACUCUGCUGACCAGAUGAAACCUCAAUCUCAACCACCCAGGAUUGUGAGAAUGUAUUCAGCGGCCUCCCAGCAGCCCAUGGACUAUGCACUUAAAGAAACUAGUCCAUUUCUUGGUGGUGGGCAGGUUGUUGGUGGCCGGGUCAUACAUGGUGAAAAGAAUGCUAGCACUUAUGACCUUGUGGAGCGAAUGCAGUAUCUGUUUGUACGUGUGGUCAAGGCACGGGACUUGCCUGAUAUGGACGUCACUGGAAGUCUGGAUCCUUAUGUUGAAGUGAGAGUUGGCAACUAUAGGGGGAUAACUAAGCACUUUGAAAAGCAAAAGAACCCAGAGUGGAAUGCAGUCUUUGCUUUUUCAAGGGACCGUAUGCAGGCAUCUGUACUUGAAGUUGUGGUCAAAGACAAAGAUUUGAUUAAGGAUGACUUUGUUGGCUUUGUGCGAUUUGAUUUGAAUGACGUCCCUAUACGUGUGCCCCCUGACAGCCCUCUGGCUCCAGAAUGGUACAGGCUUGUUGGUAAGAGCGGGGAUAAGUCCAUGGGUGAGCUCAUGCUUGCAGUUUGGGUCGGCACCCAAGCUGAUGAAGCAUUUCCUGAUGCCUGGCAUUCAGAUGCUGCAACACUUGAAGAUCCAUCUGCAGUAACACACAUGAAGUCCAAAGUUUAUCAUGCUCCCAGAUUGUGGUACCUGCGAGUCAAUAUAAUUGAGGCCCAAGAUGUUGCUAUAUUCGAUAAGACCCGCUAUCCAGAUGUAUUUGUGCGAGCACAGGUUGGGCAUCAACUUGGGAGGACAAAACCUGUGCAGGCUAGAAAUUUCAACCCUUUCUGGAAUGAAGACCUUAUGUUUGUGGCUGCUGAACCAUUUGAGGACCACCUUGUUCUGACUCUUGAGGAUCGUGUAGGUCCUAAUAAAGAUGAAAUGCUUGGUCGUGUAAUCAUACCUUUGGCAAUGAUUGAUAGGCGUGCCGAUGACCGUAUUGUCCAUGGAAAGUGGUUCAAUCUCGAGAAGCCUGUACUUGUUGAUGUGGACCAACUGAAGAAGGAAAAGUUCUCUACUCGGCUUCAUCUCCGUCUCUGUCUUGAUGGAGGUUACCAUGUUCUUGAUGAGUCUACAAACUACAGCAGUGACCUGAGACCAACUGCCAAGCAACUCUGGAAGCCGUCUAUUGGUUUGCUUGAACUUGGUGUCCUUGGUGCUCAAGGGAUUGUUCCCAUGAAAACUCGAGAUGGAAAAGGUUCAUCAGACACCUAUUGUGUUGCUAAGUAUGGGUCGAAAUGGGUAAGGACACGGACCAUCAUGAACAACCCAAAUCCCAAAUUCAAUGAGCAGUACACCUGGGAAGUCUAUGAUCCUGCAACUGUCCUGACUGUUGGUGUUUUUGACAAUGGCCAACUUGGAGAGAAGAGUGGGGAGAAGACAUCUAGUGGCAAAGAUGGGAAGAUAGGCAAGGUUCGGAUACGUCUUUCCACACUCGAAACUGGUCGUGUGUACACCCACUCAUAUCCUCUUCUGGUUCUACACUCAUCAGGGGUCAAAAAGAUGGGUGAACUUCACCUGGCAAUUCGAUUUUCAUCAACAUCUCUGGUAAACAUGUUGUACCUGUACUCUAGACCUUUGCUUCCAAAAAUGCACUAUGUGCGCCCAAUACCAGUGCUUCAGGUUGAUAUGCUGCGCCAUCAAGCUGUCCAGAUUGUGGCUGCCCGACUUAGCCGGAUGGAGCCACCUUUGAGAAAGGAAGUUGUUGAAUACAUGACAGAUUUUGAUUCUCACUUGUGGAGCAUGAGGAAAAGCAAAGCAAACUUCUUCAGACUCAUGACCGUUUUCUCAGGCUUGUUUGCAGUUAGCAAGUGGUUCAAUGGUGUCUGUUCAUGGAAGAACCCCAUUACCACUGUGCUAGUUCACAUCCUCUUUAUAAUGCUGGUGUGCUUUCCUGAGCUCAUACUUCCAACAGUGUUCCUGUACAUGUUUCUUAUAGGGAUUUGGAACUUCCGCUACCGACCUCGUUAUCCUCCACACAUGAAUACCAAGAUCUCUCAUGCAGAGGCUGUUCACCCUGAUGAACUUGAUGAGGAGUUUGAUUCAUUCCCAACCAGCCGCAACCCUGAGGUUGUAAGGAUGAGGUAUGACAGACUCAGGAGUGUUGCUGGAAGGAUACAAACAGUGGUUGGUGAUAUUGCAACACAAGGGGAAAGGGUUCAAGCAUUGCUUAGCUGGAGGGAUCCUCGGGCCACAGCAGUCUUUGUCCUAUUUUGUUUGAUAGCAGCAAUAGUCCUCUAUGUUACACCGCUUCAAGUUAUUGCUGCAUUAGGAGGGUUCUAUGUGAUGAGGCACCCAAGGUUCAGGCAUAGGUUGCCUUCAGUACCAGUAAACUUCUUCAGACGGUUGCCAGCAAGGACCGACUCUAUGCUAUAA
Messenger RNA from Miscanthus lutarioriparius, 3039 nucleotides. The record is from the annotation of a GenBank genome assembly. Lineage: Eukaryota; Viridiplantae; Streptophyta; Magnoliopsida; Poales; Poaceae.